Messenger RNA from Aspergillus brunneoviolaceus CBS 621.78, 1334 nucleotides. RefSeq names its product Nif3-like dinuclear metal center hexameric protein. Gene Ontology annotation, cellular component: cytoplasm; mitochondrion. The record is from RefSeq and is a predicted model, not a curated record. Lineage: Eukaryota; Fungi; Ascomycota; Eurotiomycetes; Eurotiales; Aspergillaceae. The transcript has 4 exons. The coding region runs from base 158 to 1240 and encodes 360 amino acids.
CUUCAUUGAUCUAGAACAAAGGGAAAACAUCGUGAACAAGCUCAAUCUAGGUCAUAUCAAGAAGCAGCUCCCACCGGAACGUCCAUAUAUACUUGCUUUGACUCGCACAGUGUCUAUGAACUCUCUGUUUCGGCGAUCGUCUCGUCUUUAUUCCACAAUGGCUGCUUCUUCGAACCCCGCCUCAUCGCCCUUCACCCAGGCUGUCGUGAGCUCCAUGAGGAAGCUCUAUCCUGAGUCAUUGGCCGACAAAAGCUGGGACAACACCGGCCUACUCCUCGAGGCCCCCUUCAACGCAUCGCGCCGCCAGAAGAACUCCGUUCUCCUAGCAAUUGACCUGACCAAAGCCGUCGCCGACGAGGCCAUUGCGCGCCGCGACUCCAUCGUCGUAGCCUACCACCCCAUCAUCUUCCGCGGCCUCAAAUCCCUGACCUUCACGGACCCGCAACAACAGACCCUCCUCCGCCUGGCCUCCGAAGGCAUCAGCGUGUACUCGCCGCACACGGCGAUCGACGCGACCCCGGGGGGCAUGGCCGACUGGCUGUGCGACAUCGUGACCGGCGCCAUCAUCACGCCCGCCACCCCGACAAAACCCACCUUGACACAAUCCUCGUCCGCCACGUACUCCCACCCGGUCUACCCCGCCCCGCAACCGGCCACCCAGGCAACCAAAGUCCCCAAGCACACCCGCCACACCAUCCUCCCGUCCCCGCCGCCACUCCCCGAAGGCGUCGAGGACACGGCCGGCAUGGGCCGCAUCGUGACCUUCACGGACCCGGAGCCGCUGACCGCCAUCAUCGACCGCAUCGCCCAGGGCGUCGGGUUCCCCGGCGGGAUCCCCAUCGCCAUCCCGCAGGGUGCCUCGGUGGAUGCGCUGAAGAUCCGCACGGUGGGCGUGUGCCCCGGCUCCGGGUCCGGCGUGCUGAUGAAGAAAUCCCCGAUCCCCGAUCUGCUGUUCACGGGCGAGCUGAGCCACCACGAGGCGCUGGCGGCCAUCGAGCGCGGGUCCGUGGUCGUGGCGCUGGCGCAUUCGAACACCGAGCGCGGGUACUUGCGGGCCGUGAUGCGCGAGAAGUUGGCCAAGGAGGUGGAGGAGACCUGGCGGGUGCGGAGGGAGGAAGGGCAGCAGCAGCAGAAGGAUGCGGAGGGGGGAUUGAAGGAGGUGUUUGCCGAUGGCUCGUGCGAGGUGGCGGUUAGUGAGAAGGAUCGGGAUCCGUAUGGGAUUAUGGUGAGACAGGGUUAGAGUUUUUGAAGAAGACCCAUGUGGUGGGGACUUGGGUGGAAAUGAGCAUGAGAUACCUUCGUGUAAGUUGGGUCUCUUGCCGAGAGAGAAUAAU